AAACAACAAUAAAAGUUUAAGUACUCGUCUGCUCCAAAGGCAUUAGCAUUACAAUUCCGAAAAGCUGAUAAACCGAUAAAGCCGUAGUCACACGGAACACCGAAUACACACAAUGCUCAAGUUCCAGGUCCAUUCUCCGGGCAAGGUCAUCCUCCAUGGCGAGCACGCAGUUGUCUAUCAUCGUCCCGCCCUCGCCGCCGUUGUGGGCCUGGGCACUACCCUGAGAUUCCGCCAGCUGGAGGCUAGCCAUGUGGCAAGUUUCCAGCUGGAGGCACUCAACUGCACCCUGGAGAUCCAGUUGCCCGAGUUCAACGGCUUCCUGGCUGAGUUCAGGAGCAAAUAUCCUUCGGAUAGCACAGCUAAACUCUUGGAAGCCGUUCGUGCAGAGGUUUCGAAGCAGCUGGAACGCUCCGGAGGCAGUGCACCCAAGCAGCACACCCAGCGGGCCUUUGUCUCCAUCUACUAUUUGCUGGCCGGCGCUGUACUCUCCGCACCCGGCGAUCCGAAGCUGACACUGCAAACCGGUUUCCAGGUGCAGGUAGACAGCCAGUUGAACGUGGGCGCGGGUCUGGGCAGCUCCGCCUCUUUUGGCGCCGCCUUGGCCACCACUUUUCUCAUCUUGGCCGGGCACUUCGACGCAGACAGCUACUUGGCGGAGGAAAACCAGGCUCUCAUCUCCAGCUGGGCCUUCGAAUCGGAACGCGUUAACCACGGCACGCCCUCGGGUCUGGACAACACAGUGUGCACCUACGGUGGCAUGUUGCGGUACGUCAAGGGCCAGGGCUUCCAGUCGCUGAAGAUCCAGAAGCCCCUGAACAUCCUGCUGGUGGACAGUCGUGUGAGUCGCAGCACCGCGGACAUUGUGGCCAAGGUGCGUCACCUGGGCGAGGCCUUCCCGCAGCUCAUCGAGGCCAUUUGGCAGGCCUGCGAGGAGCUGGUCACCGCCGCCGUGCCGCUCUACGAGAGCUUUGGCAAUGCCCAGGACGACAGCGCCAAGUUCGAGCAACUGGAGCGUCUGUUCCAGAUCAACAACGAUCUGUUAAAGGCCAUUGGCGUGUCGCAUCCGAAGCUGGAGCAGAUCUUCACCAUCGCCUUCAAGCGGGGCUUCUUCUCGAAGCUGACGGGCGCCGGUGCCGGUGGCUAUGUGAUCGUCCUGCUGCCGGAUAACUAUGAGUGCAACGAGGUCUACUGGAAGCUCAAGGAGGAGCUCGAAUCGGCGGGCUUCGGGGUCCAUGUGACGACGGCCGGUGGCGAAGGAUUGCGUGUUGCCCCGCUGGAUGACUGAUGCGGAAUCGUUUUGUAUUGCUAUUGUAUGUAUUCGUGGUUUUGUUAUAACUUAAAAAUAAAGAUUUAUACAUGUAUUUUGUACGGCAA
Molecule: messenger RNA, 1374 nt
Organism: Drosophila takahashii
Lineage: Eukaryota; Metazoa; Arthropoda; Insecta; Diptera; Drosophilidae
Gene: Mvk
Product: Mevalonate kinase
Biological process (GO): isoprenoid biosynthetic process; isopentenyl diphosphate biosynthetic process, mevalonate pathway; cholesterol biosynthetic process
Cellular component (GO): cytosol; cytoplasm
Molecular function (GO): mevalonate kinase activity; ATP binding
Source: RefSeq, a predicted model, not a curated record